AUGCGCGUUGCGCGCCGGACGCGGAACGUCUGCCGGUGUACCCGCGCUGCUGGUCCCGGGGUCCCUGAACCGCGGUAAGGGCGGGGGUGCGGGCGUCCGAAUGGGCGUUUUCUAGGUACGGGGCGCGGACUAGAGGCUCGCUGGGCCCGGAGACGGGCGGACUGGAGUCGGGGAGCCGGAGGGCGGCCCCGCUCCCUCCGCUGGCCAUGGCCCCCCCGCCCGCGUGCCGGUCUCCGAUGUCACCUACGCCGCCGCUGCUGCUGCUACUGCUGAGUCUGGCGCUGCUGGGCGCCCGGGCCCGCGCCGAGCCCGCCGGGAGUGCCGUCCCCGCGCAGAGCCGCCCAUGCGUGGACUGCCACGCCUUCGAGUUCAUGCAGCGCGCCCUGCAGGACCUGCGGAAGACAGCCUGCAGCCUGGACGCGCGGACGGAGACCCUACUGCUGCAGGCAGAGCGCCGUGCCCUGUGUGCCUGCUGGCCAGCGGGGCACUGAGGACCACGCUGCUCCAGGUCAAUAAAUGCCCAGUGGCA
Messenger RNA from Pan troglodytes (chimpanzee), 529 nucleotides. It is a transcript of the gene NICOL1, whose product is annotated as NELL2 interacting cell ontogeny regulator 1. Bases 207 to 491 code for a protein of 94 amino acids. The transcript is spliced from 4 exons. The record is from RefSeq and is a predicted model, not a curated record. Lineage: Eukaryota; Metazoa; Chordata; Mammalia; Primates; Hominidae.